Molecule: messenger RNA, 1635 nt
Organism: Tripterygium wilfordii
Lineage: Eukaryota; Viridiplantae; Streptophyta; Magnoliopsida; Celastrales; Celastraceae
Product: probable protein phosphatase 2C 59
Exons: 9
Coding region: 422-1300 (292 amino acids)
Biological process (GO): protein dephosphorylation
Cellular component (GO): nucleus; cytosol
Molecular function (GO): cation binding; protein serine/threonine phosphatase activity
Source: RefSeq, a predicted model, not a curated record
CCCUUGGAUUAUUAUUAUUUUCAUUUAUUCUUUGAUUUCCAAUUUUUAUUUCCAGCUGAAACAACCCAAAACUGAAACCACCAUUAGAGAAGAAAAUCAUAACUCCCCUUUUCCCCUUCUUUCUCAUCUCUAGCUUUUCCUCUCUGGAACCACAACUUUCCUCUUCUGGGUCUUCUCGUUUUCCAUCCUUCACGCCUUUUUUAGCCUCUGUGCUGUUUGUUCUUUUUCGCUAAUGGUUUUUUGGUUCUUCUCUCUCCUCCAGGUCAAUCUCAAUAAGUUGUGAAAUGCUGUUGUCGUUGGAGAUCGCUGGCAUGCUAGAGUAGCGCUAUUGUUGUUGUUGCUGCUAGGUUUUUGUUGUUGUUGUUUUGUAAUUUUGAUCAAAGAACAUCAGACGUGGACAGUUUUGGUUUCAGCAAGAACUAUGGGCUACCUCAACUCCGUCUUAUCAUCAUCGACUCAGGUUUAUGCUGAGGAUGGACCUGUGAGCGGCGGUGGACUAAGUCAUAACGGGAGGUUCAGCUAUGGAUAUGCAAGCUCACCAGGGAAAAGAGCUUCGAUGGAAGAUUUUUAUGAGACAAGAAUCGAUGGUGUUGAUGGCGAGAUAGUUGGUCUGUUUGGAGUUUUCGAUGGACAUGGGGGUGCUCGAGCUGCUGAAUAUGUGAAACAAAAUCUUUUCAGUAAUCUGAUUAGACAUCCAAAGUUCAUUUCUGAUACUAAAUCAGCUAUAGCUGAUGCAUAUAACCAUACAGACUCAGAAUUUCUGAAGUCGGAAAAUAAUCAAAACAGGGAUGCUGGAUCGACUGCUUCUACUGCGAUCCUUGUUGGUGACCGUUUGCUUGUUGCAAACGUCGGGGAUUCCAGAGCAGUUAUAUGCAGAGGUGGAAAUGCUCUUGCUGUUUCUAGAGACCACAAACCUGACCAAACUGAUGAGCGGCAACGGAUUGAGGAUGCAGGAGGAUUUGUAAUGUGGGCUGGAACUUGGAGAGUCGGCGGAGUUCUUGCUGUCUCUCGAGCUUUUGGUGAUAGGCUUUUGAAGCAGUAUGUUGUUGCUGAUCCAGAAAUUCAGGAGGAAAAGGUUGACAGCUCUCUUGAGUUUCUUAUCCUCGCAAGUGAUGGAUUGUGGGAUGUCGUCACAAAUGAGGAUGCUGUUGCAAUGAUCAAGCCGAUACAGGACCCAGAGGAGGCAGCAAAGAGGCUGCUGCAGGAGGCCUACCAGAGAGGCAGUGCUGACAAUAUCACUUGCGUUGUUGUUCGUUUCUUGGCAAACCAGGGGGGUUCCUCUCUCAGUGGUUCUGGGUAAGCAUUAUGGCAUUGAAUGGAGUUUAGUUCCUCCUUAUGGAGAAAAGAAAUGCAAUAAAAGUCGGUGAUUAAUGGCUAGUCUCAGAAACACUACAGUAGCAUCGUAGUGUUAUAGAUAGAGAACUUAACAGGCUGCUAAUGUGUAUGUCUGUAUUAUCAGCCCUCUAGCAUAGAACUGUACUUGAGUAGCUUUUGUACUUGGGUCCCAAGUGUAGCUAGAAAUCUGCAUGUAUGAAUAUGUAAAAAAGCAUGGAGACUAUGUUCUCUUAAUUUAUGUUGUAAAUGUGGUUUGAAACUUGUCGUCAGUUGUUGGGUAAGAUUUUGAUUCGUGGUUUU